AUGCCUGGCGAGGUCAUAGACCAGCCAAACCCACCUCCAUUGCCAUCAGGCCUACCUGAAGAGCUCGAUAGGGCGGCGUGUUAUAUUGCUGCUGCGAUGAUAUUUCUGCAAGACAAUGUAUACCUGAAAAGAGAGAUUAAGCCAGAGGACAUAAAGCCUCGGCUUUUAGGUCACUGGGGAACAUGUCCAGGUCUGAUUCUGGUUUAUUCCCACCUCAACUACCUAAUAACCAAACACGAAUACGAUAUGCUAUAUGUGGUUGGUCCAGGUCAUGGGGCUCCUGCGAUUCUAGCUUCUGUCUGGCUUGAAGGCUCCCUUGAAAAGUUCUUCCCCGAAUACUCACGCGACACCAAGGGACUUUCCAACCUUAUAACCAGAUUCAGUACCACGGCAGGCCUUCCAAGUCAUAUAAAUGCAGAAACUCCAGGAGCAAUUCAUGAGGGAGGGGAACUAGGUUAUGCACUGGCGGUAUCGUUCGGUGCGGUCAUGGAUAAUCCAGAUCUCAUCGUCACAUGUAUCAUUGGAGACGGCGAAGCAGAAAGUGGUCCUACAGCCACGAGCUGGCACGCCGCAAAGUAUAUCGACCCGAAAGAGUCCGGCGCGGUCCUGCCAAUAGUGCAUGUCAAUGGCUUCAAAAUUAGCGAGCGAGCAGUUUACGGAUGUAUGGAUAACCGAGAACUGACCGCUUUGUUCCUUGGAUACGGCUACCAACCACGAUUUGUCGAGAACCUUGAUGACAUUGACACUGAUAUGCAUACUUCAAUGGUCUGGGCAGUUGAAGAAAUUCGCCGGAUUCAAAAAGCAGCUCGUGAAGGAAAGCCCUUGAGCAAGCCUAGAUGGCCCGUUUUGAUCCUACGGACACCUAAGGGAUGGUCAGGACCGAAGAAAAUUCAUGGGGAAUUUAUUGAAGGCUCCUUCCACUCCCACCAAGUCCCUCUGCCAAAAGCCAAGAAAGACAAGGAAGAACUUCAAGCUCUUCAAGACUGGCUCGCCUCUUAUGGACCAGAAGAUCUUUUCAAUGACAAAGGUGGGCCGAUUGAUGCGAUUACUUCAAUCAUCCCGAAGACGGAUAGCAAAAAGCUUGGGCAGCGUAUUGAGUCUUAUGGGAACUACCAACCCCUUGAAAUGCCAAACUGGAAGCAUUUCGUGGUUUCCAAAGGGUCCUACGAAAGUUCAAUGAAGGUCAUCGGAAAAUUCAUUGAUCAAGUUUUUGUCAAGAACCCUCAUACAGCAAGACUUUUUAGUCCCGAUGAGUUGGAAAGCAACAAGUUAGAUGCUGCGUUGGCUCACACUGGCCGAAACUUCCAAUGGGACCAGUUUUCACGCAACCAAGGUGGCCGUGUUAUUGAAGUAUUGAGCGAGCAUAUGUGUCAAGGUUUCAUGCAGGGUUACACCCUAACUGGUCGAACUGCAAUCUUUCCAACGUAUGAAAGCUUUCUUGGUAUUGUUCACACGAUGAUGGUGCAAUAUAGCAAGUUCAACAAGAUGGCACGUGAAACGAGAUGGCAUAGCGAUAUCGCCAGCAUAAAUUACAUUGAGACGAGCACUUGGACUAGACAGGAACAUAAUGGAUUCUCGCAUCAAAAUCCUUCCUUCAUUGGUGCAGUCCUCAAACUCAAGCCUUACGCAGCAAGAGUUUAUUUGCCACCAGAUGCCAAUACUUUCUUGUCCACUCUCGACCACUGUCUUCGAUCCAGAAAUUAUGUGAAUCUCAUGGUUGGGUCAAAACAGCCAACCCCCGUAUUCCUCAGUCCCGAGGAAGCGGCUGUGCAUUGCCGAGCGGGUGCCUCUAUCUGGCAAUUCUGCAGCACCAACGAGGGAUUGAAUCCAGAUGUCGUGCUGGUCGGCGUAGGUAGUGAACUCAUGUUCGAGGUGAUAUAUGCUGCAGCAAUUCUACGCAGACGGAUGCCGGAACUGAGAGUGCGUGUCAUCAAUGUCACCGAUCUCAUGAUUCUUGAAAAUCAAGGCGCCCAUCCACAUGCUUUAUCCAUUGAUGGGUUUGAUGCGUUGUUCACCCCUGAUAUUCCAAUUCAUUUCAACUAUCACGGCUAUAACACCGAGAUACAAGGCUUACUUUUUGGACGUCCCAAUCUCGACCGCGUAAGUAUUGCGGGAUACAUCGAAGAAGGAAGUACUACCACACCAUUCAACAUGAUGCUCGUCAACAAGGUCUCUCGAUUUCAUAUUGCAAAGGCCGCUGUUCAAGGAGCCGCGAAACGAAAUGAGAAGGUUCGUUUGAGAUGCCAGGAAUUGUUGAGUGAGUUGGAUAUGGAUAUUGGUGAGACUUCUAAGUACAUCGUCGAGAAUGGAAAUGAUCCGGAAGAUAUGUACGACAUGCCAAAGUUUGAAUAG
Messenger RNA from Talaromyces marneffei, 2352 nucleotides. RefSeq lists its product as uncharacterized. Gene Ontology annotation, biological process: carbohydrate metabolic process. Lineage: Eukaryota; Fungi; Ascomycota; Eurotiomycetes; Eurotiales; Trichocomaceae. Bases 1 to 2352 code for a protein of 783 amino acids. The record is from RefSeq and is a predicted model, not a curated record. Gene Ontology annotation, molecular function: aldehyde-lyase activity. The transcript is spliced from 9 exons.